AUGAAGUCCUUGAUCCCUUUAACCGCCACCAUUGCCAUAAUUUUGGCUACACCGACGCAUUACCAGUACCACGGACCACCGGCGCCCAUAGGCCACGACGGAAGGGUCCUGGACACGCCGGAAGUAGCACAUGCCAAAGCGGCGCAUCUCGCCGCCGCGGCGGAAGCUGCCGCGAGGGUUCCGCACGGCGCGGCUUCCUACACGGAAAAUCAGGACUAUCACGGAUACGCGAAACCCGUAUCGGUCGGACAUGAAAUGUAUCACAGCGGAUACGGAUAUCACGGGCCACCUGCUCCGUUAGAUCGUGACGGUCGCGUGGUAGACACGCCGGAAGUGGCCCGAGCGAGAGCCGCGCAUCUGGCGGCGUACAAUCACAUAGCUUCCGCGACACCUGUCGCGUACGAUCAUUCGCAGGUUUACAAGCCACCGGUUUACAGCCACGACGGCUAUUACGACGGUGACUCGUCGAGCCCCCUGUCUCACGACGACGGGGCGUAUAAUGCACUUGCUGCAGGGUGUGGUCCCCUCCUACGGGUCGACGACUCCCUACCAGGAUUCACAUAUAUAAAAGGGGAUCCGAGCCGCGACACGGUACGACAUAGCAGUCCAUACCUUAGGGCGAGUACUGGUAAUCAUCCAGCAGCGCUUGGUCACGCUGAUAAAGACAUGAGGGCUCUCAUCGUUCUAUUCGCAUUAUGCGCCAUCGCGGCCGCGAAGCCGGCCUACUCGACAUUUCACUACGGCGUGCCGCUCGGGCCGGACGGGAAGAUCCUAGACACGCCGGAGGUGGCGCAGGCGAAGGCGGCGCAUCUCGCCACCCAGGCCUACGAGGCCGCCAGGAACACGCUCGGCCACGGAUACCUGCCCGCCCUUUAUGCACCUGCGGUUUAUGCACCUGCGAUUACGUACGGCGCGCCCAUCGGCGCGGACGGCCGGGUGGUGGAUACACCUGAGGUCGCCCAGGCCAAGGCUGCCCAUCUCGCCGCUCACGCCCAAGAGGCUGCCAAGACGGUCGGGCUGCUACCAUACGGUGCCCUGGCGUACGCCACCUCGCCUGCGUUCUACGCUUACAGUUACGCUCCACUUGGACCCGACGGCAGAGUAAUCGACACUCCCGAAGUAGCCCAGGCUAAGGCCGCACACUUGGCCGCACACGCUCAGGCAGCGGCCCGAAACGCCGCUUGACGCGGAGUUAAGCAACCAUUGGGAAAUCACGUAUCGCCUAAAAUCAAGCUAUCUCUCCCGCCGAUCGCGAAGGAACAUGCGGAGACACUUGUGCCAUGUUUUAUAUGGAUCUGAUGUGAGGAGACUUACACAAUAAACGAGCCAUUUUUAAGAAA
Messenger RNA from Wasmannia auropunctata (little fire ant), 1340 nucleotides. RefSeq names its product pupal cuticle protein-like. The transcript is spliced from 6 exons. The record is from RefSeq and is a predicted model, not a curated record. The coding region runs from base 1 to 1185 and encodes 394 amino acids. Lineage: Eukaryota; Metazoa; Arthropoda; Insecta; Hymenoptera; Formicidae.